AUGACUGAUGGACAAGCACAGCCGGCUGAUGAUGGCACCGGGGAGGAGCUUCAAGAAAAGGAUCUGAAUGUGAGCAUCCCACCGCCUCCAGAAGCACAACAUGACCGACCAGCUCGGAAAAGAGCAAACAAGACGAAGACCUCUUUCAUACAGGAGUCUGAUGAUUGCACCGCUGGGGAAGAGCUUCAGCAAGCGGAUGUUAAUGUGAGCCUCCCUCUGCCUCCAGAUGCAGACCAUGACCGACCAGCCCGGAAAAGACCAGACAAGACGAAGACCUCUUUCAUGCAGGACUUUUGCGCCUGCUGCACCCAUACUGAGCAGGUUGAUGAUCUGAAUCCUACAGUUAUUGGCGAAUGUUUGGAGCAUUUGGCCAUCAAAACAAGGUUCAGCAUUCGCAACAUUUGCUGUGACUCGGAAGUACGUUUGAUUGAGCGGAUUGUCACUCCACUUCCUGGAGUUGAGAGUGUGUCCAUCAACACCUUCCAGAAGAUUUGCAUCGCAGUCCACUGCCCAAGCUGUACCACACCAGACUCUAUCGUUGAAAAGCUUAACCGCUCGGGUUUGGGUGCUGCCUUGCUCGGCCAAGGAAACAUGGAGAUCAACCCUGAGGCUCCAAGCCUAAGAGAUAUGUUCCAUCGCCACAGCCGCCAGGUACUGGUCGUGGUGUCAGCUCUGCUAUUGACCAUGGGGCUCGUUGGGUCGGGCGAGGUUUUGCUUCUUCUGGCACUGGUGGUGGGCUUGCUUGCGAUCUUGCGCGAGUCGCUGGUCACUCUGAGGAAGGGGCAGAUUGACAUCAGCACCUUGGUGGUUUUGGCUUCCCUCGCUGCCGCCAUGCAAGGUGAAAGAGCAGAUUCUGCUUUGGUAGUCUUGCUCUUCAACAUCUCAAAGGUGGUGGAAUCAGUGGCGCUGAAUCGAGUCUCCAGUGCACUGCGGGCCGUGUUGCAAUUGCAGGCAGUCCACACAGUGCAUUUGGUGGAAGGCAAAGCUGUGCCAGUCUCGGAGCUGAAACCAGGAGAUGAGAUUGCCCUGCGGCCUGGGGAGGAAUGCCCUGCAGACGGCUUGGUGUCAAAAGGUUCGGCUUCUUGCUCAGAGGCUGCUCUAUCCGGAGAGUCCAGACCAGUUCACAAGCAGAAGGGCGACCUGAUCUCCUCUGGCGCAGUGAUUCUCAAUGGAUAUUUGGAAGUCACCUUGACGACAGCUAGUUCCCAAAGUGCCCUAUCACUAAUUGAAGCACAGGUUGAGGAGGCUCAGAUGAAAAGGACAGACAAACACCUGAUGAUCCAGCGCUUUGCGCGUUUGUGGACUCCCAGUAUCAUCUUUGCAGUGCUGGUGAUUUGCAUCUUGAUUCCUCUCUUGACCAAUGGUGAUUUCCAAACCUGGAGCCAUCGUGGCCUUGUGGUGCUGCUCACCGCAUGCCCAUGUGCGAUUGUCAUCGGAGCACCUUUGGCCACCACCUGUGCAAUUGCUGCUGCAGCCUCUCACGGACUCCUCAUCAAACGGCCUGAGACAGUGGAGAAGUUGCCGCACAUUGCAGCCGUGGGACUGGACAAGACUGGAACCCUAACAAAAGGUGAGCUGAGUGUACUUGCAGCAGAGAAGCUCGGUGAUCCAAACUUAGAAGAAGAAGUGGUGCUGAAAUGGGCUGCAGCUCUGGAGCUGCGAUCUUCUCACCCUAUUGCUGCUGCAAUUGUGUCAAAAGCUCUUGGCUGCGUUGGGGAAGCCUUGGAAUAUACUGACCUUCCAGAAGUAACAAAUUUCCGUGUCUUGCCAGGAGUUGGGAUACAAGGUUUUGUCCCCAGCAAAACUGGCUCGUCGAAGGUGAUUCUUGGGAACAAGCGAGCCCUGGAUGUGGCCAAUGCUGACCCAUCAGACCAUUCUCGCUUCAUCGCUUUCCAAGAGAAAUAUCAUCAUCACACAGCAGUUGCCAUCAUGAUUGAUGGCAAACUUCAGUUUGGCCUAGCUUUGAAUGAUACCAUCAGGCAGGAAGCAGCCAAGAUGGUUGAGGAUUUCAAAACCAUCGGCUUCAAACCCGCAAUGUUAACAGGAGACACUGCAGAAGCUGGUGCUUUUGUCGCACAGUCGUUGGGGCUAGAUGAUGAACUAUGUCGGUUUGCUAUGACACCGGACCAGAAGCACGAGUGGGUUGCUUCAAGCGAGUCGGAGGGGCGCCAUGUCUUGAUCCUGGGUGAUGGCAUAAACGAUGCCACUGCCCUGGCAGCGGCCCAUGUGGGCGUCGCCAUCGGUGAAACUGGGGCGGCCUUAGCGGCACAGUCUGCAGACAUUGUGAUGAUGACCGACAAGUUAUACCGACUUCCACAAUGCGUGUUGCUUUGUCGCUAUGCCCUUCGCAUUGAGAGACUGAAUAUUGCAAUUCCAUGCAUAGUGAAGCUUCUCCAAGCCGGCAUUGCCAUGGCCAUGGAUAUCAAAUUAUGGAUCGUGGUGGUGGCUGACUUGGGCACCUUGCUCCUAGCGUUGUUGCUGGGCAUUUCCGUGCUAUCUCCGGCCUUCUGGCAGAGUCCGGGCUCUGGCAUCCUCACCGUCAGCAAGACCCGAAGAUUCCGGAGACGAUUGAGGCAGUAUGAACAGUUCUCAGGCGCUGAUUAUUCAGUUGCAGGCGUGGCCAUGCCGGUGCACAAGCCACAGCCGAAGAGCCUCGAAACCAGCUUAAGUGCACCAUCUUUGGGCAAGGAUGACAGCUUCAACAUGAGAUCUACUACAGGCUCCUUGCCAAACAUCCCGUCUGUUGCGCUCUAUGCUGCACCCUCCUAUAGUUCUUUGUACUCCGAUCCCGAGGACCUUGAGCCUGGUCCCGGAACCUAUGACAUUGGCCAAAGCUUCGGCCGACAGCAGCUCUCCCAGAACUUCUCGGAGCCCUCAGCGCCGCUGAUCGCCAAGCACGGCAAGGCAUGGUCCAAGACAAUGAUCACCAAGGACCAUCUCAUGGCCAUGAUGGCUCGUGACUCGCCAGCACCAGGUACCUACAUACCGCGCCUAGUCAAGUCCGAAGCCCGCGUGAGAUUCGGCACCUCCAAGAGGCCAGACUUAUGCGACACUCACUUCCGUGCUCCUGGACCAGUCUAUGAGGUUCGAGGGUCACCUGACAACCCUCCAGCGCACAUUAGAUUCUCCAAGGCCAACCGUUUCGCCUUGGACGACCGUAGCUUAGCCGAAUCCUUGGGCUCCACAGGCCCCGGUCAGUACGAGGUGAAGGGCUCAGUGGAUGGCUCGGGAAAACAUGGCCGCUCCUUCGGAGCAUCCCACAGGGCGUAUGACAGAGUGAGGUUCCCCGGCUCCGAGAAGGAGGGGCAAGGUCGGUCAUCACCUGGCCCUGGCCCUCCAUUGCCAUACCAGCUGGCUGGCCGAUCAAUCUCAUUCUGCAGGGCGGAGCGUCUUCCAGGAGACCGGAACGAAAGGGCGCCAGGUCCCGGUGCCUAUGAGGUGCAUGAAAAGCCGAAUCCCGAUAUGAAGACGCAGAGCGUCUACUCCUUCGGCAGGCCCAGUGCACGCAGCCGCAUGGACUUCAAGACCAUGAAGAUGCUGCAAGCUUCUUCACUCUGGGGCAUCAACUGA
Molecule: messenger RNA, 3570 nt
Organism: Durusdinium trenchii
Lineage: Eukaryota; Dinophyceae; Suessiales; Symbiodiniaceae
Source: the annotation of a GenBank genome assembly